Salvelinus sp. IW2-2015 is the source of this 2327-nucleotide messenger RNA. RefSeq names its product nuclear receptor subfamily 0 group B member 2. Gene Ontology annotation, cellular component: nucleus; cytoplasm. Gene Ontology annotation, molecular function: transcription corepressor activity; transcription factor binding. Gene Ontology annotation, biological process: negative regulation of transcription by RNA polymerase II; circadian rhythm. The record is from RefSeq and is a predicted model, not a curated record. NCBI's taxonomy places the organism in Eukaryota, Metazoa, Chordata, Actinopteri, Salmoniformes, Salmonidae.
UACCCCGCCCGAUAUGGAUAUGCUCUAUCCAUUGGUUUUCAAUAAGAAUACCUUAUCUGCUCUUUAGGGGAUGCCGUCAGUYGAGUUGUCUGCUCUUUAGGGGCUCUUUGUUUUUCGCCGAGGAAGUAUUGACAGGUCAAGGUGCACGAGUUUAGCUCAGUGGGUUGGCCUUAUAAAUAGAAGCACGGUGUAAGGCAUCCGCACAACCACACACCACCUCAACAAGAGCCUGGCUUGGUAGGCCAAGAACAUUUGAAUGUAUUUCAGCUUUUCAUUUUGUUUUUGAGAGUAUGUUCUGUGUCUCGUCAAAAUGGAUAACGCAUGUACAGAUUACAACGAUAGGCAGUCAAGUGCUAUCCUUUACAACAUCCUCAAUCGAGAAAAUUCCAAGUCAAGCCACAACAGCCUGAACUACAACUUGAUACCUCAUAGAUGCAACUGCGAGAUACGACGGACAGUGUGCUUGAAAAGUCCAGCAGACAUUUGCCAAGAGGCAUCGGGAGUGCUGGUGAAAACAAUUCACUUUAUGAAGAACUUACCYGCUUUCAACCAACUCCCACYGAACGAUCAACURUCGCUCCUCCAAAGUUGCUGGGCGCCACUCUUUAUUUUGGGUCUGGCCCAGGAAGGCAUGAACUUUGACGUCAUCGACACCCCUGCCGAUAGCAUGCUGAAAAGAAUCCUCUUGAAUUCUCAAGAGAGCUCAGAGACGGAAAGAGAGCAGCCCACAUUGGCUGGUGUGAACAAACUCAAGUCGUGCCUCAAAAAGUUCUGGAGUCUGGAUUUAAGUCCAAAGGAGUACGCAUACCUCAAGGGCACCAUGAUAUUUAACCCAGAUGUGAAAGACCUAAAGGCAGCUCUAUUCGUGGAGGGCUUACAGCAGGAGGCUCAGCAUGCUCUGAGGGAGGUGGUMCAAUCACUCCACCCUGGGGACCGGAGCCGCUUCGCUCGUAUCCUGCUCGCGGCCUCCAUGCUCAAGACCAUCACACCCAACCUUAUAACCGAGCUCUUCUUCCGUCCUGUCAUUGGCCAAGCAGAUCUACUGGACUUCCUGGUCGAUAUGCUCUUCAGCAGGUAGCUACUGCAAGGCUGAUAUACAGAGACUUKAUAUAAUUUCCCGCUGGGACAAUAAAGUUGAAACUUGAACUUGAGGGGUGUGGGCUCCCACUGUGAGGGAUAUUGAGCCCCCGGGACUGAGUUGGGGUGUCUGGUCAUGUGGUGAAGAGAUUGACAAAUAAGAGCUCGUUAUAAGGGGAAAUAAAUGUGUAUUCUUUAUUCCCAGUAAYAAAUGUCUGACCAAAUAGGAAGAAAAAAAAUGUCUCUGGAAAUUAUGAGAACAGUUUGCUAUUGUUUACAUCCAACUAUGAAUUAGCAACAUUUACUGUAUAUUAGCAACAACAAAAAAAUAGCAACAUUUUACUGGUUAUAUCAGAUGGUCUACAAUACACAUUCCUUAAAAUCAUGUAUAUUUUGCAGAAUACCGUUUAGAUACAUUGUUUGUUUUCUGUAUGUUUGCAUGAACAAUGUAAAUCAUUUCUGGGACUGCCUCCAGACUAUUUUCUAUAAAUAUAUUUUUAUACAAUUAUUGGGUUAUGUCUUUACAAUUUGGAAUAUGGUUUGCGAGACAAGAAUACAAACAGCAUUAGCCAAGCCACAGUAGAUUAAACGUCUCCUGUUCAAGAGGUCUAUAUUACAGCUGGCAUUGCCAUUCAAGAAGCUCUUCAAGCUCAAUUUAAACAUAUCUCUUCUAAAGUAACUACUAAUAAGCAGUGCACUGGAAUAAUAUGUGCAGAAUUCGAAGCCCACGUUCUCCCCCCCUAAUCAUUGGGUUAGAGUGAAUCUGUGUUGGGAAUUGGGAAUGAGUGGUGUGGAGCAUCAGUGAUGUUUUCAUACAUAGACAAGGCUAUCACAGUAGUGUGAGAGUGCUCCGCAAGUCUCCAUCUUCCUACUCCAGUUCCUAUUGUGUUUGAGCCCAAGUUACAGCAAGCUUUAUCUAUAUUACCUCACUGGUACAGAGGGCACUUUGGAAGGUGGUUUACCAGCUGGGUGCCCYGUACCGUCAUCUUGCUGCCUCUCUCCUCUCACGAGUGGCUCAACGCAGCAACGAGAAGACAGCCUCAACGGAACUGCAUAGUGACUGUCUCAACGGUCAAUAACAGUCACUAAGCUCUCCUUAUCAUACCAAUAAGAUAUGARGAGGAAUUAUAUUUUCAGUCUAAUGAAGCCAAGGUCGGSCUUGAACAAAAAAUGUCACGGCGUUCUGUAUAUCUAAAUAAAGAAUACAAUCUCAACAUAUGUAGAGCGUCACACCGUCUAACAUGAGGUUG